Molecule: messenger RNA, 1204 nt
Organism: Magallana angulata
Lineage: Eukaryota; Metazoa; Mollusca; Bivalvia; Ostreida; Ostreidae
Exons: 4
Coding region: 404-1204 (266 amino acids)
Source: RefSeq, a predicted model, not a curated record
UCUGUAUAUCGCACAUUGCCAGUUUAUGUCCUUUCAAGAGAGUUGCUUCAUGGAAAAUAAUUUGCCCGUAAAUGGAUAACAGAAAUAAAAUCAGUAAAUGUCUGUAAAAUUAUUUAUAUCUUAAUGUCUCUAUAUCUACUUUGAUUGUUUUCUACUUUCGUUUUAAUGUAGAGACAAGGUCAAAAUGUUGUUUUUUUUUCUGAGUUCCGGGUUUUUAUUUUAAAUGUCACUUAACUUCCGGCCAAUGCUCCUCCAAAUGAAAACACUAAAGAAGGGUAACUAUAUAAGGUCACGUUUUAAAAACCAUUGAUAAGAUGAUAACAGAAGUGUGCACUGGUAUUGAAUAACCUUAAAGGGUUUUAAUCACUUGUGCAUGGUAUUUGAUAUUGUCGAAUGAUAAGCAAUGGAAAAUAUACAGCAAAAAGAAAUCGUAAACAUGUUGAGAGUAGUGUAUGUGAUAAACUAUCCGUGCACCGAGUUAUUUCGUGACAUAUUACGUCAACACGUAACAGAAAUACAAAUGACUGGUCGUUUAUUGGAAGAAGGUACGCAAAAACUCCUCAGAGGAUAUCUUGGGACAGACCUAAAGGAAAUCUUAUACCCUCAAAAUGGAUACUUUACCGGCGACUAUACUUGUCUUGAUUUCUCAGCACUUUAUCGCUUGAUACGCAAUGUAUCAGGAAUCCCAGCCCAUCAAAAAGGUUGGGGUAAAUCUCCCAACCCAUCUGAUCACUCGGUAUCGGCAAAUAUAGAAAGACUACGAAAAAUUAGAAAUGUGGAUACAGCACAUGGUGCAAGCAAAACCCUGAAAGAACACGAAUUUCAAACUCUUUGGAAGAAGAUAGAAAACAGUAUAGAGGAACUUGAGAAAUCUUUACCGUGGAAAUCUACAAAAUAUAAAGAUGAAUUGACAAAAUGGAAGACUUGUCCAUUCGAUUCUACACUACCUAAUGACAAAUUUAUAAUAUUACAAAAAAUUAUAUCAGAAUUGAAAGACGAUGAAUUACAAAGAAAACUUCAGAGUAAAAUGGAUUCUUUUGAGGAAACGCUACAGUCGUCAUUUUCUUCAUUAAUUGAGACCAUGAAUGCUUCUAUCGAAAAUCAGAGCGUGCAAGCAAAGCAAAAAGAAACUCACAAGCCUCAGGGAGAAAUGGAUGCUCUAGAGGAAACGCAUACGUCUAAGUCAACAUUGUUUGGUUUGUAA